AACACACAGAAUUAUUGAACUGUCAAAUUGGCACGGCAUCUGGUUUAAAGCAAAUAAUUGUUUUCCAAAACUAAAAAUAUGCAAAAAGCCAGCGCAAAGGAAACUUUUCUUGUUACCAACACUCUCAACUGUUUACCAUUUCUAUUAGAUGGCCAUUCCGUAUUAAUAGAUUUACGAAAUGAAAUUUCUGUAGCCGGUAGGAUUGAUGCUUCUGGAACGGAUGGCUUCAUGAACAUUCACUUGACUGACGUCGUAUUGAUUGACCGCAAUGGACUACAAUAUCCCUUCGAAGAGUUCAUGGUACGACCACGCAUGAUACGUCAAAUCCACAUACCUUCUCAUAUAGAGGCUGAAAGGGCGAUUCGCGAUUGGUUAGAUCAUGGACGCAAACCAAUUAGGAAAAUUCCACUACAACGCAAAGGAAAAAUGACUUUCAAACAAAAGCGCGCCGAAACACGACACAAGGAAGUGCUGAGUGAAAUAGAAAGAUCAAAACAGCAGCAAAGUAGCGGAACCUAAAACAGGAAACUGUAGCAAAUAAUUUGACUGUUUUCUGUUAAUCC
Molecule: messenger RNA, 563 nt
Organism: Anastrepha obliqua
Lineage: Eukaryota; Metazoa; Arthropoda; Insecta; Diptera; Tephritidae
Gene: Lsm10
Product: U7 snRNA-associated Sm-like protein LSm10
Exons: 1
Coding region: 79-519 (146 amino acids)
Biological process (GO): mRNA 3'-end processing by stem-loop binding and cleavage
Cellular component (GO): nuclear body; cytoplasmic U snRNP body
Molecular function (GO): U7 snRNA binding; histone pre-mRNA DCP binding
Source: RefSeq, a predicted model, not a curated record